UGGUUCAGAAAAUCGACAUGAGUAAUACUUGUUUAUAACAUGCAGGAAUGAAGGGCAAUCUGGAAAAUCGGCACGAGGUGACAUUACUCUGACAGCUAACAAAUCGUACAGUGUAGUGACUGCCUCCACCGAGUCUGCGUAUUAUUUUCCAAUGACCGUCAACAGGGCCUAUUAUGAGGAAACGAGAGGGGCACAGGAUCAACACCCAACAGUUAUUACAAAUGUAGCGUACCAUGUGAGAGAAGAGAGAGCUAAUGGCACGACAGUCGGCGCUGAUGAACCCUACUAUUCCUUUAUUCCUACGUAGCUCCGAGAUCUAUAUCAUCCAAAAGUGCCAUGCACUAGCUGACACUAGCAACAUCUCCAACACAG
Geodia barretti is the source of this 372-nucleotide messenger RNA. The record is from the annotation of a GenBank genome assembly. NCBI's taxonomy places the organism in Eukaryota, Metazoa, Porifera, Demospongiae, Tetractinellida, Geodiidae.